This is a messenger RNA of Gracilinanus agilis (Agile Gracile Mouse Opossum), 1077 nucleotides long. RefSeq names its product DENN domain-containing protein 2D-like. Gene Ontology annotation, cellular component: cytosol; nucleoplasm. Lineage: Eukaryota; Metazoa; Chordata; Mammalia; Didelphimorphia; Didelphidae. The transcript is spliced from 3 exons. The record is from RefSeq and is a predicted model, not a curated record. The annotation marks the transcript as partial.
GUUGGAGAUGAGGGGGAUGUUUUGCCACCAAAGCUGCAGAAUGACAUUUUGACUUCUCUUGCCCAGGGGAAUAAUGAUCUGCAGACAUUGGAGCAGAUCAAUGAGCAUGUCUCAGGUCCUUUCAUGCAGUUCUUCAUCAGGACUGUGGGCCAUUAUGCCUCCUACAUCAAGUGGGGGCCAGAUAGGCAAGGCCACUUCCAGGAGAAAUCCUUCUGUAAAGCCCUGACCUCUAAAACAAAACGCCGGUUUGUGAAGAAAUUUGUGAAGACGCAGCUCUUCUCCCUUUUCAUCCAAGAAGCAGAGAAGAGCAGGACGUCCCAUGCAGGGUACUUCCGACAGAAAAUCACUGAAUAUGAGGAACAGAAGAAACAGAAGAAACCAAAAGAAAAGACUGUGAAUAAGUGAUGGGGGAGAGCAGGGUCACUACUCAAGCUUACGGCCCAGCUCUGUCUGGAGAGGACUUGGACUCUGUCCUGAGCCAGCGCUGGUUUGGUCUUGGGACCCCGGCAUUGUCAGGUUCGAGGAUGGGUUCCUUUUGGCAGCCAAGCCCUGUUUCAAGCUGGUACUUGGAGCUAGUACCUCAGGAUUUUCAUGGGGACCAGCUUUUUCCUUCCUGAGAAGAGAUCCCAGGGCUCUAUCCCCUUGUUUUCUGGAGGGGAUGCCAAAUCAGGCGGUGAUUAGGUAAUAGCUACUGUGACUCCCCUGGGUAUUCUCUGUCCUAGAAAUUCUGGGCCUGCUGUGUUGCUCCUUCCUUAGGGACUAAUAUACUCAGUGUCCAGUACUGUACGCACAGAGAACAGCUUUCACCCAGAGGCUCAAACCUUAAAAAAAAACAAAAACCUGUAAGAAUGUGAAUAAAGAUAGAAAAUAUUGAUGUUAUUAGGCUUCUUUCAUGAGUAUCCCGAUACAGAGAGACAGACUGACAGUGGGGGAGGUGAUAAACUGAACCAGAGUUGGAAAGUGUGGCUUUCCAGAAUCAUUUCAUCCAGAAUUAUUUGAGGUUCAGCACUUUCCUUUAUGCUAAGAGUCACUGGACUUUUGUGUUGAUCGACAAAGUAGGUUCCAAUGAAUCCUCCA